This is a messenger RNA of Cervus elaphus (red deer), 844 nucleotides long. It is a transcript of the gene ELOC, whose product is annotated as elongin C. Gene Ontology annotation, biological process: ubiquitin-dependent protein catabolic process. The record is from RefSeq and is a predicted model, not a curated record. Gene Ontology annotation, molecular function: protein-macromolecule adaptor activity. Gene Ontology annotation, cellular component: elongin complex. The coding region runs from base 270 to 608 and encodes 112 amino acids. The transcript is spliced from 4 exons. Lineage: Eukaryota; Metazoa; Chordata; Mammalia; Artiodactyla; Cervidae.
CCUCCACUCCCAGCAACGCUUCAAGGAUGAGGUCCCUUCGGAAAUCAGAUUAAGGUCGGCGCUGCAUGCUGGGAAUCAGAAGACCCAAAAUAGGAUUGGCUGAGACUUUUCCCGGCACCGCCGUCCUCUCAGGCUGGCCCGUGGGAGAAGGGAGAGGGCGCUGCGCACUUCCUGUAGACGCCGGCAAGCAACGGCCUCGGCGCGUCUCCGCCUCACCAGGAAACUACUAAAGUUCCUGUGGACGCAAAGUAGAAUUUCAUAAGAACAUAAUGGAUGGAGAAGAGAAAACCUAUGGUGGCUGUGAGGGCCCUGAUGCCAUGUAUGUCAAGUUGAUAUCUUCAGAUGGUCAUGAAUUUAUUGUAAAGAGAGAACAUGCGCUAACAUCAGGAACAAUAAAAGCCAUGUUGAGUGGCCCAGGUCAGUUUGCUGAGAAUGAAACUAAUGAAGUCAAUUUUAGAGAGAUCCCUUCACAUGUGCUAUCGAAAGUAUGCAUGUAUUUUACCUACAAGGUUCGCUACACUAACAGCUCCACGGAGAUUCCUGAAUUCCCAAUUGCACCUGAAAUUGCACUGGAACUGCUGAUGGCUGCGAACUUCCUAGAUUGUUAAAUAAAAUAAAUUAUAAUAAACUGUUAACUCUUUUUCAGUAUUUAAUACCUGUAGUUCAGUUAGUACUUUUUUCAUAUAUAGCAUGUUGCCUGUGUGCAGUUGAACUUUAAAGUUCAUUGCAAAGCAGAUUAUCUUCUGUUCUUUUGCAUAGCAAUCAGAGUUGAAGUUUGUUUGCUACAUCAACAAAUUAAGGACAUUUUCACAAAUUGAUAAAUAAACAAAUAUACCAAUUCGUA